AUGCUGCUUCCUCUCUUGAUAUACGCCCUCCCCAUCCUUUUCAUAUCAUAUCUCUUCAGAGUUUACGUCUCCCUCUCCUCAAUACCGGGGCCCUUUGCCGCGCGUCUUACCAAUAUCUAUCGCCUUCUUCUUGUCUACAAUCGUGAUGCCCACGAGAAACAGCUCAUACUCCACAAGAAGUAUGGGAACCUCGUCCGACUGGGGCCCAACUGCAUCUCCAUUUCAGGGUCGCAGAGUUACAUCCCUCAGAUCUACGGGAUUGGCAAAGGCCUGGUGAAGUCCGACUUCUACAGUUGCUUCCAAAACAUCGUGAAUGGACGACGGGCGGCCAGCCUCGUGGCCAUGACAGAUGAAAGCCAGCAUGCAAGAUCAAAAAGGCUGAUUGCCCAUGCAUAUUCGCUGAGCACGCUGGUCGAGUACGAAGAACUUGUGGAUCGCACAACGGAUGUAUUUCUACACACUUUGGAGGAACAAUUCGCUAGCACGUUGCCGUCACCUGGACGCGUGCUUGAUCUGGGACGCUAUCUACAGUUCUUCGCCUUCGACGUCAUCGGGGAACUCACUUUUAGUCGGCGGUUGGGUUUCAUUGAAUCUGGUACCGAUGCGGACAACAUCAUCGAAGCGAUCGGGGCGAAUUUCUCCUACUUCAGUGUCCUUGGACAAAUGCCUUGGCUGGACGAAGCCGUCCUGGGGAAGAACCCUUUGUACGUGAGAUACUUCCGGAAGAGCGUCAGUUCCCCAAUCCUGCUGUUCGCCCAAAGACUGCUGAAGGAGCGAUUGAGGGACCUGGAGGAGGCCGGCGACGCAGAUGACAAGGAAGAUAAGUUGAACAGACCGGAUUUCCUAAGCCGAUUUUUGAAAAUCCGAAAAGAUGGCACAGAGGGAGACGAGACCUUGACCGACGCUCAGAUUCUAUCAAAUCUAUUUAUGAAUAUCAAUGCCGGCAGCGACACGAUCGCCUCUACUCUCCGCGCCAUCUUCUACCAUCUCCUCAAAAACCCAGACUCCCUCGCGCUCUUGACCACCGAGCUGGACUCAGCCGCAACACAGAAGAAAAUCUCCAGCCCGUCCCCGACGUGGAACGAGACCCAGCAAAACCUCCCCUACCUGUGUGCCGUGGUGAAGGAAGGUCUCAGGCUGAAUCCAGCCUUGUCCUUGCCGCUGGAGCGCGUCACCCCCAAAGAAGGCCUCACCCUACAACACGAAGACGGCACCAGCACCUUUGUUCCUGACGGCACUGUCGUUGGUAUCAAUCCCUGGGUCUUCCACCGCAGCCCGCACGUCUUCGGCUCCGACGCAGAGAUGUGGAACCCAAGCCGUUGGCUCACCACCAAGGAACAGGAAACCAAGCACAUGGAACACAGUCUACUCUCCUUUGGUGCCGGGAAGAGGUCCUGCCUGGGUAAGAACAUCGCAAUGCUAGAGCUGCACAAGCUCGUUCCAGCACUCCUCAUGAAGUUCACGAUUGAGUUGGACGACCCUACGCGGGAGUGGGAAGUAAGUAAUGCUUGGGUAUUGAACCAAACGGGCUUGAACGUCAGAUUGGCAUUGAGGUAA
Fonsecaea nubica is the source of this 1557-nucleotide messenger RNA. RefSeq lists its product as hypothetical. The coding region runs from base 1 to 1557 and encodes 518 amino acids. Lineage: Eukaryota; Fungi; Ascomycota; Eurotiomycetes; Chaetothyriales; Herpotrichiellaceae. The record is from RefSeq and is a predicted model, not a curated record. Gene Ontology annotation, molecular function: monooxygenase activity; heme binding; oxidoreductase activity, acting on paired donors, with incorporation or reduction of molecular oxygen. The transcript has 2 exons.